AUGCUUGCUCAUACGUCAGGACGCAACAAACCUUUGACUGAUAGCUUGCGGUUAACCUCCAUACCCCUUGCUUUCAAAGGCCCCUCUAACAUCACCACUUAUGUUGGUGAUACCGAUCCUAUUGAGUGGGUCCAAAAGUUUGAAGCGGCAAUGACCCUUCACGGCGAGACAGAUCUCCUCAUGUGCAGGACUUUCCCCACACUUCUGGGAGGGAGAGCGCUGACAUGGUACACUACUCUACCAUCUGGUAGUAUUGCGUCCUGGGACGAUUUGGCGAGCAAGUUUCAGUCUCCCUUCGCAACUAGUCGCCCGGUGCCUAAGUCUGUUCACUCCCUUGAAAAGAUUCGCCAACAAUCUGGAGAGUCCCUUAGAUCUUUUUUGGACCGCAUUGAUAAAGAGGCUCUGGAAGUGCAAGGGUUGGACCCCAAGGUGCAAGUACACAUACUUCUGUCUGGCUUGCGACAGGGAGCGUUCGCUUACGAACUCGCUCGCCUUGAAAUCACUAACUUAGAAGAAGUCAGGAAAAAAGCGUAG
Gastrolobium bilobum is the source of this 534-nucleotide messenger RNA. RefSeq lists its product as uncharacterized. NCBI's taxonomy places the organism in Eukaryota, Viridiplantae, Streptophyta, Magnoliopsida, Fabales, Fabaceae. The record is from RefSeq and is a predicted model, not a curated record. Bases 1 to 534 code for a protein of 177 amino acids. The transcript has a single exon.